Molecule: messenger RNA, 681 nt
Organism: Radiomyces spectabilis
Lineage: Eukaryota; Fungi; Mucoromycota; Mucoromycetes; Mucorales; Radiomycetaceae
Exons: 2
Coding region: 120-431 (103 amino acids)
Source: RefSeq, a predicted model, not a curated record
GAAGUCCUGCUGCGUUUGAAAUUGUGACGCCAUAAUUUUUUUUAUUUUUCUGGCACGAUUCAAAUGGAUGGGUGCAGUGUUUUGCGGAAAAGCGAACGUACCAUCUACCGGGAUCUAUUAUGCCACGAAAAUUCACCGUGUUGGCAAGCGUUGUUGCUGCCUCAGCUAUCAUCUACGAACUCAACCAGGAUGCUGACCGUCGCGCCGCCAUGUAUCGCAAUGUCAUGGAGACCAACGAAGCUGCUCAAGCUUCACAACGGUCCUUGCUCGAAUCUGCCGAAACUUACGUCGAUAAGCGUUUAAUUCCGUCAGUGAAAGAAAGCUGGAACGACCACAUUUCAAGGGCAACCCACGCUAUCAUAUAUUCUGAAUUGCCUGACAAGGCAGUCGCUUUUUGGAAGAAGCACGUUUUGGGCCAUCCUGAAAACUAAGCUUUCAGACACACCUCCGUACCGAUGGAAACCACGGCUACCCGUACUAUUGACACUGUAUCAUUUUUUUUUUCAGAUGAAAACACUAUAUUUAUUUAUAGAUCCAUGCACGUUCAUUAAAAAAGUAUCUAAUCACCAAUUACCCUCAAUAUAUCUAUGUCUUUGCAAAAGGAAAAAAGUGAAAAAGUGAAAGUGGCUACUUUAGUAGUGCACGAAGAAUAAUGAAAAAACUGUAUCAAACGGUAUGAAU